Betta splendens (Siamese fighting fish) is the source of this 1471-nucleotide messenger RNA. It is a transcript of the gene ufd1l, whose product is annotated as ubiquitin recognition factor in ER associated degradation 1. Lineage: Eukaryota; Metazoa; Chordata; Actinopteri; Anabantiformes; Osphronemidae. Gene Ontology annotation, molecular function: polyubiquitin modification-dependent protein binding. The coding region runs from base 157 to 1089 and encodes 310 amino acids. The transcript has 12 exons. Gene Ontology annotation, cellular component: VCP-NPL4-UFD1 AAA ATPase complex. The record is from RefSeq and is a predicted model, not a curated record.
UUGGUCAGCGUCACCGGGUCGUCAUAUCCUCUUGACUUCACUUCCGGAGCGCUGGACGACAACAGAGGAAUCUCGCUGUGUUAAAAUUAGGAAGAUACAACACUAAAUAAAUAUCUUAUUUUGUGCCGUUAACAACCGAAGACCACCAGCGCCGACAUGUUCUCCUUCCACAUGUUCGACCACCCGAUUUCCCGGGGGUUUCAGAACCGCUUCUCCACACAGUACCGAUGCUACUCCGUGUCGAUGCUGGCAGGUCCCAAUGACAGAUCAGACGUGGAAAAAGGAGGCAAAAUAAUAAUGCCGCCAUCAGCUCUUGACCAGCUUAGCAGGCUUAAUAUUACCUAUCCAAUGCUGUUCAAACUAACUAACAAGAACUCUGACAGAAUGACACACUGUGGAGUUUUGGAGUUCGUGGCAGAUGAGGGAAUCUGUUAUCUGCCACACUGGAUGAUGCAGAAUCUUCUGCUUGAGGAAGGGGGUUUGGUCCAAGUUGAAAGUGUUAACCUUAUGGUUGCCACUUAUUCAAAGUUCCAGCCGCAGAGCCCUGACUUCCUGGACAUUACAAAUCCAAAGGCAGUAUUGGAAAAUGCAUUAAGAAACUUUGCCUGCUUGACAACUGGUGAUGUCAUAGCUAUCAACUACAAUGAAAAGAUAUAUGAGCUGCGAGUAAUGGAAACAAAGCCAGAUAAAGCAGUGUCCAUCAUCGAGUGCGAUAUGAAUGUGGAUUUUGAUGCUCCCCUGGGUUACAAAGAGCCUGAACGACGAUCUCAGCAUCAAGAAGAACCAGAUGAGGAAGAAGGUGAUCCCAGUAGUUAUGCUGACAUGGACACAGGAUUCAGAGCUUUUACAGGCUCUGGCAAUCGUUUGGACGGUAAAACAAAAGGGAUUGAACCCAGCCCUGCACCACUUGCCGCAAGUGACAUCAAAAGAGGCAUUCCUAACUACGAAUUCAAAGUUGGCAGAAUCACCUUCCUCAGAAACUCAAGGCCUCAGCCCAGGAAAAUUGUAGAUGAUGAUGAUUCCAUUAACAGAUUCAUCGCAUUCUCUGGAGAAGGACAGUCACUGCGCAAGAAGGGCAGAAAGCCUUGAAGUGUACACCAAGAUCACACACAUGGAAAUAAAAUGUACCGUCAACUGUAACAGCAAAGUUAAAAAGAGUUUACUUUAAUUUGACCUCUCCGUCUCUUUGAAGUAGGACUUUUACUGUGGAGUUGAGAUUAUACCAUGUACAUUAAGAGACAGAAUAACCAGAAUUAUGCAUCUUAGCUACAGCUGAGCUGUAUUAAAUGCAUUCAGAUCAGUUGGGAGUGACUGAUUUAAGCCAUCCAGUUAAAUUACCACGCUUCACCUUUUGGUUGUGACUCUUUACACUCUACAGUUUUACAUUUUAAUUUUUUCUGAGUUCUAAGAAAAAUGUUGAAGACUUUCCCCUGGUUUAUUUAUAGACAAAUAAAAGGAUUAUUGUGGGUAA